UUUGGGAGAAAAUUGCAUACGAAUACGCAAAAAUGCAGCCACAAAACCAAAUCAUGUCCGAUGUCAUUGUUUGUAAAUUGUCACCAGAAGCCCGCCUGUCCAGUUGAUUAAUUCACGGACAUACAGAAUUGUAUUAACUGACCUGGAACCAAUUGUCAGAUAUCGUAAAUAAAACGUCAGUCGACCCCUGGUCAGUUACUUGUUAUAGUCCAGUUCAACGAUCGGACAAGAGCUAAUACAAUGUCGUCGGAAUUCAGUUACCUUUCAAGACCACGCGAUAAACCCUACAGAUACUGUACUAUAACAGAACUGAUAGAGAGAAACACAAGGAGAUUUCCCAACCAUGAAAUCUUAAUUCACCGGGGUAUUGACGGGUCCCGAGAGGCUCUUACGUAUAAAGAUCUAAACGAAGAAGCCUUAAAGCUAGCCAAGUUUCUGGUGAAGAAAGGCAUCAGGAAAGGAGAUAAGAUAGCCUUGUUUGGCCCGAAUACAUUGGAAUGGGUUAUUGGAGAGCUAGCAAUUGUUUUGGCGGGAGGAGUUGCGGUGCACGUGACAAUUAGCGUCACUGACGCCAGAGACUUAUGGGAUAUCUUCCGGGAGGCUGACUGCAAAGCCUUUCUGAUUGAUCCAGGAAAAGGUGAAGCGUUUCUUGAUUCCAUAUUUCAACUUUUAGCACUCUUUCGCCGCCGCCGACCAUCAAGGGAUUAUAAGGAUGUUGAUUCUAAUGAUUCGACAAUUCUAUUUCUCAGGAAAGUCGACGGAAUUAGAAGUUAUCGCGAUCUGCCCGAAAUUUUGAAGAUGGAGGAUUCUGAUAUUCAACUUCCCACACUUUACCCUGAGGACGAAAUCUUAAUUUUCACAACUUCUGGAAGUACUGGAAAACCAAAGAUGGUCUCGCACUCUCAUUUUGACAUCGCCAAUAUAGAAUUAUUUGAAGCAGAACCAACUGAAGAAUCGAUUAAACAAAAAACUUACAAUGACCGACCCUUCGGCUGGGUAGGUGGAUCGCCUGUAACACAAAUCAGCAACGGCUUGACCAGGGUUUUCACCGACUCUUCAGUCGCCAUCCGAGGGUCUGACGUCAUGGCAGUUUGGAACAUGAUUAAGGAAGAAAAAUGUUCAAAGGCCUUGUUGAUGCCAUAUUUUCUUGGCGACUUAAUUAGCAUGAAAGAUCAUUACGAAGACGAUUUUAAGAUGGACAUCAUCAUGUCUGGUGGUCAAAUAAUUGACGAUUACUAUCUGCAAGUUGUAAAUGUGUAUACUAAAAAAUUUGUAGUUGUGUACGGAUCUACAGAAGCAGGAUUCGUUACCAUGGGACCCCCUUUGAAUGAAGGAGACACAUUAGAAAUUGGAGACGUUGGGGGGCCUUGUGGAGGAGUAGAGCUCAAAAUCGUUGACGAAAAUGGAAGUGUUCUUCCACGAGGGAUGCCUGGGGAGAUGUGCAUAAGAAGCCGAAUGGUUUUUAGAGGAUAUUUCAAGAAUGAAGAAGUAAACAAAACAUCUUUCUUGGGAAACAGAUGGUUUCGCUCUGGUGACACGGCCGUCGUUACCGAAGAUGACAGAGUUAUCAUUCAGGGGCGGAUCAAAGAUAUUAUCUCCCGGGGUACUAGAAAAAUCAUGCCGGAUGCAGUGGAGGAUACAGUCAUCCAAAUGGGCGGCCUUCUCCACGUUGCUGUGGUACCUGUUCCAGACAAACGCCUCUAUGAAGAGGUGUGUCUCUGUUUUGUUCCUGAAAAGGGUUCUGGUGUCACAGUGUCUGAUGUCAAAAAGUUCUGCGACGAAAAUUUCGAGGUCAGACAAUCUGCUGAUGGACUAGGUGAAAAGCCCACAUAUAUUUUACAAUUUGACUCUUUUCCUAUGCUUGCCACUGGUAAACCAAACAAACGCAUGAUAAAACUUGAGGCAGAAAAUCGCAUCAAAUCCGGGUAG
Molecule: messenger RNA, 1929 nt
Organism: Saccostrea cuccullata (small rock oyster)
Lineage: Eukaryota; Metazoa; Mollusca; Bivalvia; Ostreida; Ostreidae
Product: medium-chain acyl-CoA ligase ACSF2, mitochondrial-like
Exons: 2
Coding region: 241-1929 (562 amino acids)
Source: RefSeq, a predicted model, not a curated record